This is a messenger RNA of Oryzias latipes (Japanese medaka), 943 nucleotides long. RefSeq names its product cytochrome c oxidase assembly factor 6 (gene coa6). Gene Ontology annotation, biological process: mitochondrial ATP synthesis coupled electron transport; respiratory chain complex IV assembly. Lineage: Eukaryota; Metazoa; Chordata; Actinopteri; Beloniformes; Adrianichthyidae. The record is from RefSeq and is a predicted model, not a curated record. Gene Ontology annotation, cellular component: mitochondrion.
CUGCCUUUCUGCGUCAUCAAAAGGCGACGCGGAAGUGAUUCCGCUGCGCUGCUGUCGUCCUUCACUUUCCUAAGAGAAACGUUACAAAAGGGAUUUUAUUUUUGUUAGUUUUUCACACAGAAAUCCCUUUAGAGUUUUGUUUUUAUGGCUCGUCGGUGACAAAAACCAAACAAUCGCUGCUUUUUGAUCAUUUCCGGCGAGUUUGUACCAGCCGGAAACCUGUGAAUAGACGUGCCUAAAACUACGGGGACAGGAUGUUAGAGGAAGAAAGCAGAUGGGGGGGACGGCCAGUAAGGGAUGACGGCUCCAAACUCCGCAGAGCGGCGCGUCUGCUGGGACGCCAGGGAUCUCCUGUGGAAGUGCUUGGACGACAACCACGACAGCGCCGAGGCCUGCCAGAAGCAGCAGAGCCACUUCCAGGACAAAUGUCCCGCUCAGUGGGUGAGGUACUUCAGCAAGAGGAGGGACUUCCUGAAGUACAAGGAGAGGAUUCAGACCGAAGGCUUCACCCCCGCUGAAGGUCCUCGGGAGAAGUCCUAACGCGUCCAGAUGAGGAGGAGGAGGACAGAGGGAGUCCCGUCUAAGUGUUUUCAGCUGCUGUUUCCACGGCAACAGUGACGGAUCACGUCAGAGAUCAGUCGAAGGGACUCGAUCAGCCCCAAAAACCCCCAAGAGUUUGGGAAUAAAGCGAUCCAGUCGGAGGGUUGGAUUGUUUUUAUUGUUGAAAUCUUCGUCACUCUGAAUACGAACGUAGCAGAAGUCACAAUUAUAGCCGUACAUCUCAUCAAAGAAAAGACUUUAUGUCACACACUUGUGCGUAUUUACAGAGAAACAUAGCCUCUGGGUCAAAGGUCACCGCCGUACCACCCGGCUGGACGAAGGAGACGGCAGCAGAAGAGAAUAAAUUACAAACAUCCAUGAAUUUCUAUAUUAUAAAAAAAAA